UCAUUCGCAGCCCUUAAAAUGCCAGCUGCUGCCUGCCCACCCUGGUCCUGGUGCACAGCACCCACCAGGAGCCUGCAGAGGCCGGGGGCGUGCUGAUGGAAAGCACAUGGCAGCCUGUGGUUUAGCUUUCCCAAGGGCCACACCAUGAAGGGUUUCACGGCUGCCUUCCUCAUCUGGACUCUGAUUUCUCCCAAUGGCAAUGGCAAAGCCUGGCCCACACACACAGCCUGCAGGGACCGGAGCUUGGAAGUGCUCUACCAGAGUUGUGAUCCACUACAGGAUUUUGGCUUUUCUGUUGACGAGUGUUCUAAACAAUUAAAAUCAAAUAUCAACAUUAGAUUUGGAAUCAUUCUGAGAGAGGACAUCAAAGAGCUGUUUCUUGACAUAGCUCUGUUCUCUCAAGGAUCAUCCAUUCUGAAUUUCUCCUAUCCCGUCUGUGAAGACGAUCUACCCAAGUUUUCGUUCUGCGGAAGAAGGAAAGGGGAGCAAAUUUAUUAUGCUGGCCCUAUCAAUAAUCCUGGAUUUGAAGUUCUCACGGGAGAAUACCAGGUUUUGCUGCAACUGUACAAUGGAAACCAUUCCACUGUGGCUUGUGCCAAUGCCACCAUCAUUUGCUCCUGAGUGGCUCCAAGUGCAGCUGGCCCUUCAAGCUGAACGUGCUGGGUAAGAAGAGCCAGUCAAUGACAGACAGAGGCUCACCGAAGGUGCAGGUGCUGAUUUUAGCUCCAGGACCAGAUGUCCCCAGACCCCACCAAUGUAAUGAAGCCCCUGAAAGUCUCUGCCUCUAAGGAGCAUUCUUGUGGACACUAAGCAGUCUUGAAGGUCCAUCUUUCUCCUCUAACUGGUCACCUCACACCAGACUCACCUGCUUUCAGCUCCAUAGGAGCACUUCCCCAGUUCCCCAGAAGAAAGCAAGCUGGCCCACAGCUGUUCCUCAUGGUCUGUUCAAAAAAUCUUCACACAAUACUGUAGUUAUAACACAAUUUCCUCCAGACAGUGCCAGGUGCUGCUGCAGUGCAAGUAGUUCUGAGAGAUCCAGGAGGGUGAUGGGCUGGCUAAAAUUAGAGCGAUGGGAAAAUGGGCCAUUCCUUCUCCUGGGCAAGGCCCAUACCCUUGGGUCUUGAGGGCUGAGAAGCUGCUGAAGCCUUACAAAGAGUGGCAUCAAAAUCUCACCUGACUGACCCAGGAAUUCCACUUCUAGGAAUUUACCCUAAGAAUGCAGCAGCCCAGUUUGAAAAAGACAGAUGCACCCCUAUGUUUAUCACAGCACUAUUUACAAUAGCCAAGAAAUGGAAGCAACCUAAGUGUCCAUCAGUAGAUGAAUGGAUAAAGAAGAUGUGGUACAUAUACACAAUGGAAUAUUAUUCAGCCAUAAGAAGAAAAAAAUCCUACAAUUUGCAACAGCAUGGAUGGAGCUAGAGGGUAUUAUGCUCAGUGAAAUAAGCCAGGCAGAGAAAGACAAGUAUCAAAUAAUUUCACUCAUCUGUGGAGUAUUAAGAACAAAGAAAAAAACUGAAAGAACAAAACAGCAGCAGACUCACAGAACCCAAGAAUGGACUAACAGUUACCAAAGGGAAAGG
Messenger RNA from Manis pentadactyla (Chinese pangolin), 1580 nucleotides. RefSeq names its product lymphocyte antigen 86 (gene LY86). The record is from RefSeq and is a predicted model, not a curated record. Lineage: Eukaryota; Metazoa; Chordata; Mammalia; Pholidota; Manidae. Gene Ontology annotation, biological process: innate immune response; positive regulation of lipopolysaccharide-mediated signaling pathway. The coding region runs from base 145 to 621 and encodes 158 amino acids. The transcript is spliced from 6 exons.